Molecule: messenger RNA, 3237 nt
Organism: Vicugna pacos (alpaca)
Lineage: Eukaryota; Metazoa; Chordata; Mammalia; Artiodactyla; Camelidae
Source: RefSeq, a predicted model, not a curated record
GGCGUGGCCGUGCGCGCCCCGCUUCCUCCGCCUCAGCUUCCGCGUCGCAGACCCCGGAGCUGGAACCCGAGCAGGAUCCCUAGUCCCGGUUGGCUGUGGGGCGGGAGCGGCGGCCCGGGGCCAAGGUCAGGGCAGGAACCUGGGCUGAGGCUGCAAGCACUGUGUCCCUGUGAGAUGGACGGGACAGAAGGCAAUGCUGGGCAGCCUGCCCCCGCUGAUCGAUCCCAUAGAAGCAGUGUGUCUUCCGUAGGAGCCCGAGCAGCUGAUGUGCUGGUGUACCUGGCGGAUGACAAGAUGGUGCCCCUGGCUGUGGAGAACCUGCCCUCACUCAGUGCCCACGAGCUGCAUCGUGCUGUCCGUGAGGUCCUGCAGCUCCCGGACAUCGCCCUGGAUGCCUUCGCCCUCUGGCUCGCCUCGCCGCUGCUGGAGGUGCAGCUGAAGCCCAAGCACCAGCCCUACAAGCUGGGCCGCCAGUGGCCAGAACUGCUGCUGCGAUUCACUGACGCUCCGGACGACGACGUGGCCAUGGAUGAGCCCUCCCUGCAGUUCCGAAGGAAUGUGUUUUUCCCAAAACGGAGGGAGCUCCAGAUCCGUGACGAGGAGGUCCUGCGGCUGCUCUAUGAGGAGGCCAAGGGCAACGUGCUGGCCGCUCGGUACCCGUGCGACGUGGAGGACUGCGAGGCCCUGGGCGCCCUGGUGUGCCGCGUGCAGCUCGGGCCCUACCAGCCUGGCCAGCCCACGGCCUGUGCCCUGAGGGAGAAGCUGGACUCCUUCCUCCCUGCCCACCUCUGUAAGCGGGGCCACGGGCUCUUCGCCGCCCUCCGGGGCCGGAGCACCAAGGCUGGGACGGGCGAGCAGGGCCUGCUGGACGCCUUCCGCCGGGUGAAGGAAACGAGCGGGGACAGCGAGCCCGAGGCCUCCCUGAGCCCCUACUACCGCGCCUAUCUCCUCAAGUGCCACGAGCUGCCCUUCUACGGGUGUGCCUUCUUCCACGGCGAGAUUGACAAGCCAGCCCAGGGCUUUUUGCACCGGGGUGGUCGAAAGCCAGUGUCUGUGGCCAUCAGUCUGGAGGGCGUGCAUGUCAUCGACAGCAGGGAGAAGCAUGUCCUGCUGGGCCUGCGCUUCCAGGAGCUGUCGUGGGACCACACCUCCCCCGAGGAGGAGGAGUCUGUCCUGUGGCUGGAGUUCGAUGGGGACAAUGAGGGCACACCGGUCAACAAGCUUCUCAAGAUCUAUUCCAAGCAGGCCGAACUGAUGAGCAGCCUCAUUGAGUACUGCAUCGAGCUGAACCAGGUUGCCACGGAGCCCGCAGCCCCCCAAGAGAGUGCGUCUGGCCCCACCUUGGCCCCUGGCCCCUCCCCAUCCCCUACUCAGCGCCCCCAGCUGCGGAGGCAGGGCAGCGUGGUGUGCAGUCGGAUCCAGCAUCUCUCCACCAUCGACUACGUGGAGGAGGGCGAGCAGAUCAAACGGGUGAAACCCAAGCGCACCACGUCCUUCUUCAGCCGGCAGCUCUCCCUGAGCCAGGGGAGCUACACCGUGGUGCGGCCCACAGACAGCCUGGAGCAGGGCUGAGGGCAGCUGUGCCAGGCAGGAGGGCACAGGGGAAGCCCCGGCCCUGGCCCAGCACCAUCCUCCCUAGUGGGCAGUGUUGCUGGGGAAGGAUGCCUCAGUGUGUGGAGAGGUGACGUCUGUGCCUGGGGCGCUACCCAGGCUGGGCCGUGCAGCGCUGGCUGGGGGCUGCCGCUGGUCCCUCUUACAGCCUGCCUGCCUUCCCCCUGGACUCUGCGCCCCACUGCUGUCUCAGGACCAGUCUGACUCAGCUCCUGCCACCCAGGGACUCACCUUUGUGCCCCUCUCAAGAUGGACAGUAUCCCCUGCUCAGAAGUCCCCAGUGGCCGCAGGUGGCUGAGGAACAGGGCUCGGGACGCUCAGGAAUAGUGUGUCUUUGGUCUUUUCCUGGGACUUUGGUGACCACGUCCCCGCAUUCCUUCUGCCGCAUGCCAGCCCACGCCGGCAGGCUGGGACGUGGCCCUGUAGGGAGCAGGAAGGGGCCUCCCUGGGUUGAACCACACAAGAAACAGAGAAGGCGAGCCCCCACCAAGCCCUCCCUGGCUGGCUGGAUCUGGAGGGCCUCCCAUGCCCCUCACUCAGGCCUCUCUUGCAGGCAGGAGAGAUUCUGUCCAGAAGGAAAGUAUGCUUGUUAAUCUUUGGUAAUGUCACUGUGCUGGGUGGUGGCUGUCCCUUGGACCAGCAAGCCCAGCAGAUCCAUACUCCAUACCCUGAGAAGAUCCCAAGCCCCUUUGGCCUUCAGGUUUUAGUUUUGAUCUUUUUUCACCUGCUUUGGUUCCAUGAAGCCUGUGACCUCUGGGGCAACUCAAGAGAAUGCCCCUACUGACCUCGGAGCUGCUGACUCUCCUUCCCAGAUGGCACCAAGGUUUCGCCUGGCCUGACCCUGGGGGCCGGCCCAGGCACGAGCGAGUGACAGGAGUGGUCUCCUCUUUUCCCUGGGACCUUGUAGGGAGGCUGGAUGUGGCUGGGGUGUGGCUCUUCCCCAGCUGCACCCUCCUCCUCUUCCCAGAAGAGCUAGCCUGGAAGAGGGCCUGCCAGCCCUCAGGCUCCUCCAUGGUGGGUCCCUGGCUCUUGUGGGCACUUCCCGGGACUUUCCACAAGAGAGAGGCAGGGCCAGCUCAGCACAGGCUUUGCUUUGUCUUUCCUUCCGAUCGGGGAAUGUGGGAGAAGAAAUGCGAACCUCUUGUCUCCAGAUGUCAAGUUCCCUCACCUCCUCCUCCCUCUGGUGACCCUUGAACACUCCAGAUGUUUUGAGGUGGGCUUGCCUUCUGGCAGCAGGGACUUUGUUUUUUGUCAUAAUAAAUAGGUGUCUCCAGUCUUCUGGAGUGUCCCAGCCAGAGGACAUCCUGUCUCUCCUGGAGUCCCUCAACCUCACUGGCUCCCAGCCCUCUGGCUCUGUCAUCCCACUCACUGUUUUGAUGUCAGGUGAAUUCUUGUCUGGUGGGUUAAGGGGCCUGAGGGAGUGUGUGUGUGUGUGUUUGUCCAUCCACGUACACAGAUUACUUGUUGACUCUUCAGCCUCUUUUUCCUUUUCUCUAAGCAUCCAUUGUGCCUUAACCUUUUCUGCCUGCUCUUUGGGACAAAGCAGUAUUUUACUAAAUGCCUUUUGAAUAUUCUUAUUCUUUUGUAUCAUGUGACUUAUUAUUAAUAAAAUCAGUUUCCAGCAAA